Messenger RNA from Indicator indicator, 1185 nucleotides. It is a transcript of the gene ADIPOR1, whose product is annotated as adiponectin receptor 1. Gene Ontology annotation, biological process: adiponectin-activated signaling pathway. Lineage: Eukaryota; Metazoa; Chordata; Aves; Piciformes; Indicatoridae. The record is from RefSeq and is a predicted model, not a curated record. Gene Ontology annotation, molecular function: signaling receptor activity. The transcript is spliced from 7 exons. Gene Ontology annotation, cellular component: plasma membrane. The coding region runs from base 1 to 1131 and encodes 376 amino acids.
AUGGCGUCCCGCAAAGCCUCCGCCGCCGGGCAGGGCAAUGGGCUGGCGGCCACCGGCCGGGACAGGCCGCACCUGGAGCUGGCCGAGCUGGGGCCGCUCCUCGAGGAGAAGGGGGACCAGGGAGCCACCGGCUCGGCCAGCACUGAAGACCCACCGUGCCCAGCAGCCCGUGAGGAGGAGGAGGAGGAGGUGGUCCGUGUGCUGACUCUGCCUCUGCAGGCUCACCAUGCCAUGGAGAAGAUGGAAGAGUUUGUCUAUAAGGUGUGGGAAGGGCGCUGGAGAGUGAUCCCCUACGACGUGCUGCCUGACUGGCUGAAGGACAAUGAUUACCUCCUGCAUGGCCACAGGCCUCCCAUGCCCUCCUUCAGAGCCUGCUUCAAGAGCAUCUUCCGGAUACACACCGAGACAGGCAACAUCUGGACACAUCUGUUAGGUUUUGUUUUGUUCCUCUGCUUGGGCAUCCUGACCAUGCUGCGCCCCAACAUGUACUUCAUGGCUCCCCUCCAGGAGAAGGUGGUGUUUGGGAUGUUCUUCCUGGGAGCAGUGCUGUGCCUCAGCUUCUCCUGGCUUUUCCACACUGUCUACUGUCACUCAGAGAAGGUCUCCAGGACUUUUUCAAAGUUGGACUAUUCAGGAAUUGCCCUGCUGAUCAUGGGCAGCUUUGUCCCAUGGCUCUACUACUCCUUCUACUGCUCCCCCCAGCCCAGGCUCAUCUACCUCUCCAUCGUCUGUGUCCUGGGCAUCUCUGCCAUCAUCGUGGCUCAGUGGGACAGGUUUGCCACCCCCAAGCACAGGCAGACAAGAGCAGGGGUCUUCCUGGGGCUGGGGCUGAGCGGGGUGGUGCCCACCAUGCACUUCACCAUCGCUGAGGGCUUUGUGAAGGCCACCACAGUGGGGCAGAUGGGGUGGUUCUUCCUGAUGGCAGUGAUGUACAUCACGGGCGCAGGGCUGUACGCCGCACGCAUCCCCGAGCGCUUCUUCCCCGGCAAGUUCGACAUCUGGUUCCAGUCCCAUCAGAUCUUCCACGUGCUGGUGGUGGCAGCAGCCUUUGUGCACUUCUAUGGAGUCUCCAACCUGCAGGAAUUCCGCUACGGACUGGAAGGAGGCUGCACAGACGACUCCCUGCUCUGAGACCUGCUCCUGGUUUUAGUCCCAAGCUUCCUAAGUGCUUUGUGGUUUUGGUUU